AUGAGCUCGCCCGGGGCCGUGUUCGGCUUGGAGGGCGUCGUUCAUCCCAAGACAGGAGGGACAUGGUACAACAUUGCGAGUCCCGUUCGCAAAGCAGUCAAGGUCUUGGCGGACAAAUACAGUUCCCAGGAGGCUGUCGUCGCCCAGGCUGCGCGCACCGUGGAGAGCCAUGGGAGCCGGCUACAGGGUCUGGAGGGCGCCCUCGAUGCCACUCGAGCCGCACAAGAGAGCAGAGACGAAGCUGUUUCGCGCCUUCAGCAGGAACUGGGCGCGCUCUCUCAGCGUCUCUUGGACGUGCCAAGGCGAAUCGAGACUGUCGCGGAGCAGGUCUCCGAGCUGGAAAAAGACUUCGCGAACUCAGUGCACCGCUUUCGCGACCUUGCAGCGGAACUGGACACGCUGGGACGCACCGUAUCGGAGGAAGGAAAGGCCAGGCAGGAGACGCAGGCGGCAACGUCGCGCUCGGUCGAGGCUCUCGAGGUGUCCAUCGAGGAAGUCAGAGCGACGCUGAAGGACACCGCGAAGGCGGUGCGGAACGUUGUGGAGACCGACGUACAGAAUCUCGACAAGAAGUUCUGCGGAAAGGUUCAGGAGAUGGAGUCGCAUGCAGAGGUCCAGAUGGGUAGGAUCGCACAGGUGGAGAAACAGCAGCGGUCUCUGGCGGACAGGGUGGAGCAGGUCGCGACUCAGGCGGAGGAACACAGGGCCGAGAGUCACAAGGCGAUCGCGCUCGUCCUGCAGGGCUGCAAAGCGGAUGCGCAGGCUCUCGUGGCGGCGGAGAUCAGGGCGCGGGUGAGGGAGGUCGCGGAGAACUGGGGGCAGAUCCACCUGGGGGCGUACAAGGAGCACAUCGACGCUGUCAUGGCCGAGAAGAUCGGGUUCCACGAGCGCAAGCUGGACGAGCUGGGGAAGAAGCUGCUCGCGUCCAAGUCAACCGCCACGUUGAGCGCGAAAAUGCGGGCUCUGAGUGACGCGGUCAACGAGUCGGAGGACUGGGUGCGCAAGGAGGUGUCUGGCCUGCGAGCGAUGGUCAGGGACAGUCUGAACGACAAGGCGGACGUCGCGUCGUUUGAAGGUUUCGUUACGGACGUCACGCAGCGCGUCGAGAGUCAGGUUGGCGCGCUGAGGACCACGUUGCAGCGCGACAUGGUGAGCCACGCGAGCUGCGUCAACGCGGAAGUAACCGAGUACGAACGACAGGUCGAAAGCCAUCUCGCGUCGUCUCGGGCGCUGUGCAAGUCUGUCGAAGAAGGCUUGCGAGAAGCGCUGCAGCGCCAUUGCGCCUCAGCUGCGGACAUGAGCGAGCUGCACAAGAGGGUUUUGGAGCUCAGCAGCUUGUCGGAUCAACAAUCUGAGUCCCUCGCUGCGAUGCGCGAUCGGGUGGAAGAAAUCAGUGGCGCGGUGGUCAAACUGGAGACCGUGGAGAACGACCGUCAGGCGGACGGCAGUCGAGAGCCUAUCAGCAACGGGGCGUUGGAGCGCGCCGACAAUCAUUCACAGGCUGCUGGGUCCAAUGCCGCGUCAGAUGGUGCACUGGGGGGACUGAGAUCGCAACAGGCCGCCCAGGAGCGACCCGACGACAGUCGCUGGGCUGAUGUAGCGGCGCUGAAGAGUGCAGUUGCCCGCAUCUCGCGUUGCGUGGCUCUCGGCCUCUCGGAGAGGGCGGCGUCGCAGGUGCAAGUCACCGAGAAGCCUGACACCGCGCGCCCGGGGCCGGACCUCACGGAGGAUAUCGCGACGCUGCACAGCGCCGUGGCUGACAUCAGGGCCGACUUGACAAACGUCGCCGCGAAGGAACAGGCGGUAAAGACGGAGGACAUCGGAGAGCUGCAGGAGCAGGUCGGUUCGCUCGCGUCCUCCGUGGCUGCACUCGCCAACGAGGUCGCAACGUUCCGUGACAUGCACAAGUGCGUGAAAGAGGUCUCCCGCGACUUCAUUUCGUUCCGGGAACAAGUUGCGCGGAUGCAUGAGGAGCAGGACUCGCGAUUCGCGACCAAUGCGCAGCGGCUCACGCAGAUCGAGCGAGCACAGCGUGACCUGUGCUGCAACAUGUCAAGGGGUUGCGAGUAG
This is a messenger RNA of Pedinophyceae sp. YPF-701, 2070 nucleotides long. The record is from the annotation of a GenBank genome assembly. NCBI's taxonomy places the organism in Eukaryota, Viridiplantae, Chlorophyta, Pedinophyceae.